Didymodactylos carnosus is the source of this 1536-nucleotide messenger RNA. Lineage: Eukaryota; Metazoa; Rotifera; Eurotatoria; Philodinida; Philodinidae. The record is from the annotation of a GenBank genome assembly.
AUGAGCAAACCACCAAUAUCCGUUCAAAUAAAACAAAUAUUCAUUCCAUUUAUACCUAAUCCUACAAAACAAUUAUAUCAAGUAAACUCAUCUCCUCCCGCACUCAAAUUAAACGAACCGACUAUUUCACUACUCAACGGCGAUUUUAAUCGUCACCAUUCACCAACAAUUAGUGAUUCUGGUGGCGGUUCUGACGAUCAAUCAACAACAACAGCAAGGGAAAACGGCUGUGUUAAGCGUUCAAGUUCUCAAGUCCGUAAACGAAAAUCACGUAAACGUUAUCCAUCAAAACCAUUACUAAAUAGUUUAACAUUAGAUGAUUUAUUUCGAGCAUUAACCAUCGAAUGUGAGCAAAGUUUAAAUAAAUAUUCCACAGCACCGUCGUUUGAUAACAAACUGUACGAUAACAUGCCCAACUCCAAUUCACUAGCAAAUUCUCUAAGUCAUGAUGAAGAUUAUGAUAGUUUAACUAAUCGGUCAUCAGUAACAAAUAGUAAACCAUUGGAAAUAACAACAAAAGUUAGUCCACAACGUGUAGUCUCCUUAUCGGUAUCAUCGUCAAAUGCGCGACCCAUACGUGAAUUAGUUACAUCCACUUAUCGAAUAAAUGAUGACGUAAGUACCACGUCACUAUUGAAAAAACCAUCGGUUAUUCAACAUCCAGUUGUAAUAAACUCAAAAGAUGACACACUUAUCAUUUCAAAAACUUAUCCACUAUUAACUAUGACAAAUUUUAGUAAAUUAUCUGACAAUACUAAUUCACUAACAUCAUCGUCUCAUCGAAAAAUAAAAGGUGAUACAACAGCAUUUUCAAAUAUUUUAUGUACAAAUAGUAAAUCGAGCGAAGAUGAUUUAUCGAUGAACAAAAUAAAUAAACAACGACAACGACGAAUACCUCGCACUCGAAAACAACGCCGUAUCAUCCGUUCAAAUGAAAAUUCUUUGAUAUCUAACAAUGGUACUCUAAAUUCAUCGUCAAGUGAUUCAGAUGACGGAAAACCAAAUCAUCAUCCACCACCAUUCUCUCGUCGUUCAUUAAGUACAAAUAAUUAUAGUUCUAUGCUCAAUAAUCGUACACAAAUCUUUCCUCAAUCAUUUUCUAAUCGUCGACUGAGUAUAUACGAUAAUAAUCACUCGUAUGGAAUCACACACACUGAAAUAGCUCCACCACUACCACCAAGAAGAAAACGCGAUACAUCAUUACAACUACAGCAUUCAACAACAUCUCGUUCACCGUAUGCGUAUAACAGUACUUCAUUGAGAGAACACGUUGGUCUACCAUUGAGUUUUUUAUUGACAACAAAUAUCGAGGAACCACUUCCCGCUUACAGCAAUAACAAUAAUAACAAGAGCGCUUUUGUUGAUAAACGUCGUCGUUCGAGACGAGAUCGCAGCAGGGAUAAAAUUCAAAAUAGUUUGUCAAAUAUUAAUAUAGUGGAUAGAAGACAUAAAAGUUGUUAUGAACAACAGCAACAAUCAUCGCACUAUUCAAAGAGGCAACAAAAAGAAAAAAUUCCUUUGUACAUUGCCAGUUAG